This is a messenger RNA of Puccinia triticina, 990 nucleotides long. RefSeq lists its product as uncharacterized. Bases 1 to 990 code for a protein of 329 amino acids. Lineage: Eukaryota; Fungi; Basidiomycota; Pucciniomycetes; Pucciniales; Pucciniaceae. The record is from RefSeq and is a predicted model, not a curated record. Gene Ontology annotation, molecular function: GTPase activator activity. Gene Ontology annotation, biological process: activation of GTPase activity. The transcript has 7 exons.
AUGUCAUCCAAUUCAGCGUCAUCAUCGUCACCUGACCCACCACAUCCGAAAAAUCUAACAAUUUCCACUCCAAGGACAACCGCAUUCGCUUCAAUCAUCUGGCCCACCGGCUCAGCUGCUCGAAGAACAGAGGCCGAAAUUGAUCAAGCCCACAAAUCUCUCAGACGACUCAUCCUUACCGACCCGUAUGACGAGACAGAAGCAACCCAACUGAGGGCGAGCACCUGGAAAAUCUUACUCGGCUCGCUGGAAUGUCCUGCGGCUUACUAUUUCGACCUCGCCUCCAGACCCCAAUCUACUUGGUAUCCUAAAAUACGAAACGACACCUUCAGGACUCUGGCUACCGAUAGCACCUUCAAACAACGCGUACAUGAAGACAUGCUCGUCAGGUUACUGGAAAGCUUUGUGUGGAGAUCACAUGAUUUGUCUGAAAACCCGUUAGACGCGACUGAGCGACCAUACGACUUUACUUACGUCCAAGGCAUGAACGUCCUAGCAGCCCCGUUCCUAUACACCAUGCCAUCGGAGUUGGAGGCCUUCUAUGCUUUCACGAGGUUCAUCGAGUUUCACUGUCCACUCUAUGUUCAACCUACACUAGAGGGUGUACAUCGAGGCUUGAAGCUGCUGGACGAAUGCCUCAAGAUUGUGGAUAGAGAGUUAUUCGAUUACUUGCGAUCUAAAAACCUAGCUGCUGAAAUUUACGCUUUUCCUUCCGUCUUGACAUUUUGCGCGUGUACUGAGCCUCUCGACCAAGUAUUACAACUGUGGGAUUACUUGUUGGCUUUUGGCGUUGGGCUAAAUGUUCUAUGUGUCAUUUCUCAACUAUACAUGAUGAGGGAUCGAGUCUUAGCUCAUCCAUCACCAAUGGCACUCUUGAGAAAGUUUCCAACCCUAGAAGCCCGAGAAGUAAUCAUGUUAACCAAUGUAUUUAUUCGAGACAUCCCCAAGUCGUUGUAUGAUAAGAUUUUGGUCUCUUUUCGCCCAGCAUGA